AACAGCUGUUGUUGAAGAAGAAAACAUCAAAAAUGCCUGCCCCAAAGAGAGGAACAGCUCCUCAUGACUCACAGCCCAAGAUAAGGAAGUUGGAUGAGGAUGGAGAGGCUCUGCCAUCCAAAACUGCUCCAGCGACUAACACACUCAAAACAGGAAAUAUGCUAGAAAAGACGGCAGCCCCUCGGACUAAGAAAAAACGGUCUUCUUCAGUGGAACAAGUGAAUAAACCAGCCAAAUCACCCAUACAGAGCUCCCCCUCAAAGGAUUGCAUCAAAACCAGCUCUGACCCACCUGUCAAAAAAGCCAAGCUCCUGAAAGCCACAAGUGCCUCUUCUGGAGAAGCUCACUCACAGAGAGCCAACUCCAAUGCUUCCUUGAAGCGAACAGCCUCCACUGACUCUGACGAUGAUGCAAGUAGCGAUGGUAGUAAAGUUGACUUCUUCAAAGAGAGGGAUGAUGAAGACAAGGCCCGCUGCAUCAGAAAAUAUUCAAACAAAGUGAAAGCCAAACGCAAAGAUGAGCAGGCGUCUUAUGAUCCACAGGAAGCAAGCCAAGAUUUACCAUCUACAUCUAUGGAUCCUAUACACAUUGACCACAGUUAUGGUCGAUUUUCUGAAUCCCCAUGUCUUCAGAUCAUGGGGGAGGGUAAUGAAAACAAAGAAUCUGGUGAGCUUUUUACUGAAGACGAGAGACAAAAAAAAUCAGAUAAUUCGACACAAGAAGUGUCAACAGGAACCGGGAUUGCUGAAGAAAGCAUUACAUUUAAAUCUGCACCUGAAGAAUUGCAUAUAGAUAAUGAAAUACAUAUAUCUUCAAGCGAUUAUGUGGAUAUCAAUGCAGAAUUCCCUGUCAGAUCUCAGACCAAGGAAAAUGAACAGAAGGAUAAAGCAGAAUCCAUCAAAACUGAAAAGGAUGUUGAUAGUGAAACACUAGUAAUAUCAUCAGAGAAAACGCUACAUUCUGUUGCUGGAAAAGUAAAUUCAAGUGGUGAAGGUGAACCGCAUGUAGGUGAAAGGACAGAUUCAGCUUGCAGAUCAGAAAUUAGGACUGACCUGAGCACACAGUUUAUUUUAGAGGAAGAAGAUCUGAAUAUAAACUGUAAGACAAAUGAGCUUGAGCUUGAUGUGCAGGGUGUAACUGAAGAGGCAGGAACCUUUGCUGGUCACAGUGAUGGUGAAUUAGAUGAAGCAUAUAGAAAUGAAACAAAUUCUGCUGAGGGAAAUAUAACGAGAGGAGAGUCUGCUGAUAAUUCAGAGACUCAAACAGAACUCGGAGUAAUUUUCAAAGAGCAGCUGAACUCUGCAGAGAUACAAGACCAGUUGUCAGAUACAGUCAGUGGCUUGUGUGAUGAUGUGAACAAAACGGCUGGAAAGUCUCAUGAAAAGCUUGAAGAAUGUGACAAAAAAGAAGUUGAUAUCCAGUCUUCUCAGACUGCUGCUGGUCCGGAAGCUUUAGUUGAAGUACAGUUGAGUCAUGGCUUACUGACAGCUGACAGCUGUGCUGGUACUGAACCUCAGUGGACUGCUAACAAUGAGCAAAAUCAAGAAGAUGGACUUUCUGAAAGUUUCAUAAUUCCUGAAAGUAAAAUGACACCUGCAGUGGAUAUACAAAGUCGAGAGAACCACUUGCUUAAUGACGAAGUACUUACUGAAGCUAAAGAAGAUUCUACAAACAUAGAUACAGAAAAGGACAUCAUGCUUAAGAAUGCUCCUGCAGCAAAUGGCCAAAUCAAAGUGGAUAUACAGGCUUCAUAUCCAGACAUUACAGUGGAAACACUAAGCCAAGAUGCUCAUGAAUCUACCACAAACCCAACUACAAAUUCCCAUGAGAGUUCUGCUGGAGAAAAUUGUGAAAUUAUUGAAAACAAAGAAGCCGUGAGCUUGGAAUGUGGUAGUGGAACUGAAAACAAAAAAACAGAGACUGUAGCAACGUCAGAGAUCUCUCAUCUAGGGCCUACAGUAGAAGUGCAAGAGCAGGAAAUCCAUGAGGUCCAUGAGUCAGUCACAGAUGUGUCUACAGAAAUUUCUGAUCAUGUUACAAUUGAUAAACAUGAAACCAUGGAGACCCAUGAACAUACACAUUAUUCUGAGGGCCAAAGUGGAAUGGCAGUGCAAGCUGUCACAGCGUUUGUGCCUUCUAAGCCAGAAGCUGAGAUGGAAGCACAAAUACAGGAGAACCUAGUCAGUGAACCCACCACAGACAUUUUAAAUGAAUGUCAAAAGGAUCCAGAGACUGCAGAUUGUAAGAACAUUGAAAAGGUAGAAUGUGUAACUGCAGCUGUCGAGAGUGAAAGAGAAGUGGAUUUACAGGCUACAGCUACAUCAGAGGAGGUCUGUAACAUGACACAGAUAGUGGAAACACACUGUCAGAUGAACGAGGUGGUCAGUGAACCUACUACAAGCAUACCUGAUGCAAGGGAAGAAAAUCUGGAGACUGUACACUGUAAAAACAGUAAUGAUACUGAAUGUGUUGCUGCUGCCAAAUGUCAAAUAGAACUGGAUGAACAGACUGCAGCUACAUUAGAGGAGUCCUGUAACACAACUCAGAAACAUGGCCCAGUAAGCCAGGUGGACAGGGAAGCUACCACAAGCAUAACUGAAGUUAAAAAAGAUCUGGAAAGUGAAACCUGCGAGAAGAGCGAAGAUGCUGAAUGUGUUAAUACUGCUGCUGAGAAUCAAAUGGAAGUUGAUCUGCAGAUUGCAGCCACAUCAGAAGAGGUUUGUAAUAUCACACCAAUAGUAGAAGUACACAGCCGGAUGGGCAGUGAACCUGCAACAGACAUAUCAACUGAAUUUAAUGGAAACCUUGACCUGGAAAAUCUAAAAACUUCUGAAAACAAUGAGGUGAAAUUAGAAUUUGAGGCCAGAACGCACGAUAAGAUGGAAGUAGGAAUGCAGGCAUCAUCUGUGAUGGAGGUUUCAGAUCUAGCCCCUUUGGUUGAAGUAAAUGAAAGUCAAACAGAAGUGACUGUGCAGACACAAGAGGAUAGUUCCAUCAUAGUAUCUGCUGUGGAAAUCCAGAGUCAGAAAAGCCAGGAUGACAGUGGACAUGCAACAGGCAACAUAUUGAAAGAGAUUCAUGAAGAUUUAAUGACUGGAAAUUCACAAAAUGUUAAGAACGAAGAUAAGAUAAAGUCUGUGCUUGUGACUGUACAAGAGAAUGAAAUUAAAAUGGAAAUGCAGAUCUCAUCAGCAUCAGAGAUUUCUGAAGCAGCCUCUUUAAUGGAAAUGCAGAGUUGGAAAAGCCAAAAUAAAGAAGAAAUACAAACUGCAGCACCAUCAGAGCAGGAUUCUACCACAUCAGCAGUGGAAAUAGACCAAAAUGUCCAAGAACAAAGUUUAGACACACCAUCUGUGACUGUGACAGAUAAUCAAAACACAAUGGAUACACAAACUGAAUCAAAACUGGAGAUUUACGUUUCCACAACUUCAGCUGAAACGCAUAUCCAGAAGUGCCUGGAAGUCACAGAGCCUGCAAAAAGCAUUUGUCAAAAAAUUGAGGGACUUUUAAGGACUCCCACUGAAGAGUUUAAUGAAAAUGAAAACGGGGCUAUCACAGUGUGUGUCAGUACUGCUGAGCGGCCAGAUGAAAUGGAAACACAAAUGGCAGAAGAGUUACAAGAGAUUUCUCAGCCAGCAGCUACACCCCCAACACAAAGCAAAACAGGUCAGGAGGUCACUGCAGUCACCACAAACACUGAAGUUGAAAACGAUUACAUCAGUACUGAGAGUAAACACAAUGCUGACGCCGAGAUUCAUGUUGAGAAGGACGUGCAGACAUCAGUUACACCUGAAGAGAUUUCUGAUUCAAGAUUUGGUCUAGAAAUCCCAAACCUGGGAAGUCAGGAGCAAUGUGAAUUAGAUAAAAACGAAGAAAAGGCUGCUUUAGAACUUGUUCCCCAAAGACAAGCCAAAAUGGAAACUUCUGCAGAGGAGACUUCUUACCCAGCAGCUAUAACAGAACCACAAAACCAUGUGGCAGAGGAAAUCAUUAAGCACGAUGUGGACUUACAAAAUGAAAUUCAGAAACUAAUUUCCAUUGAUAAUUUGGAAAAUAAGGAAGAUGACAGACCGGCUGAGCCUGGUGCAGAGGAUGUUCAAGGGAAUGUGGAUGUAAUAAGUGGAUCAAUAGAAAGAGAAGAUUCUGCAUUAGGAGAGGAGAUGAAAGAGCAAGCGAUUAAUGAGGUCAAGGCUGACAGAUCUGACAGUAAUACUGAAGAAGACGGGGCUGAAAGCAGUGAAGUAAUCGUUUUUGUUUGUGGCCAACCAGAUGACACUGAUAUUGUUAUUCAAGCAUCAGAAGAGCAGAUCAAGUCAGCAAAUCAGCGAGAGAUUGAGCUUCAGGAAAACCAGGUAGUGUAUGAGCCUAUUAGCAGUCCAGAGAGUGAUGAUGACAGGGGGGUCUGCACUACAACAGAGCUGCAUGAAGGAGUUUCUUUACUGGACAUACAGAGCACUGACACCCAACACAUAGACGGGGCUAUAUCAAUUUUUUAUAAUGAAACAAAAGAAAUUGCAGACCCCAAGCUGGAUUGUGAAGAAAUUUUAACGGAGGAAGUCUGUGUGUCAGAAAGCAAUGCAGUUGUUGAAAUGGAAGAACAAACUAUGAGUGAACUGCACUGUCCUACACGUGCCGAGUUGGAGCAGAGUAAUGCAAAUGUGGAUGUGGAACAAGUCACAGCAAUCAGCUCAAGUGAUGUUAUCAGUGUGACAGAUGGCUCUUUAGAAGAUGCCACAGAGCAAAGUCAAAAAAAUGCCUUCCCAGAGUGCAUCAGAGCUGCAGAGUCAUCCGAGCAGGUGCAGGAGGAUACUGGACUUCUGGAGGCUGCAGACAUUACUGUGACCGCAACUCCAGCCACAACUGAAGUCGAAAUAAGAGAUGGUCCAUCUGAGGAGUAUGUGAUCUUAGAACCAGUCCCAGAAAAUGAUAUUGAUAUUGUCACUCAGGCUGCAGCCGAAUCAGGUCUGUCAGCCUCGCUCUCAGAGGCGGCCAGUUCAGGUGUUGUUUUGGUGGAUGAAGUGGCAAAUCAAAGCAUUUUAAGCAGCUCUCAACAGACUCUAUUUGUUGAAGGAGGAGCACAGCAAUGUGAAACAGCUGAUGGAGUCAAAGAUGCUGAAGUGACCAGCUCAAGCGAGAUUGUAAACCAGGAGACAGAGAUGGUCAUUCUUCAGGAAGUUAAAAAUUCUGACCACUUAUCUGGUAUGGUGGACAUGAAGACAGUAAACUCUCAUACAGGGAGUGACGCUGUGAUGAUGGAGAAUGCAGAAGGUAGUUUGGAACUACAACAGGUUCAAAUUCUGGAAGAUAUGGAGAUCGGUCAUGAAAUUGUUGUUGCAGAGGAAGAGAAUGAGGAAGACAGUGACAUAGUGAUAACAAAACCACUGGAAGACCUUUCUAAAAUGUCUGAAGAAAAGGUAAAUGAGAAAAAUAAGGCUGGUGCCAGUGAGACUGUGAAGCAAAACAACUCUACAGAAAAGACUGAAGAAAAUAAAAAGGGACGAGAGGUAGAGAAACCCAAGAAACAAGAAAUGAAUACGCAAGCAAGAACCAAAGCUCGUCUAGCAGCUCUGGCUGAGCAAAAGGCUGCAGAGUCGAAGAGAGCAGCACACAGACAGCAGCUCAACCUCUUAGCCCUGUGUCAGGAAAUCGCAGAGGACAUUGCCACAGACAGCAUGUUGCUGAAGAGGAUAGAGGAAGAAAAACAAGCAGCAGCGGUGGCUGCAGCCAAGGCUGAAGGCAGCAAGAAAGAAUGUCCGCCUGUUGAUGCACAAGAUGCAGACCCUGUUCAUGUUGCAACCCCUGCUGGACCAGAGGGGUCCUCUGCUUCGGUGGCCCCUGCACCGGAGCCUCCAAGCACCAAACCCUCGACAACUACAUCAGCUGAAAGCAAGUCAGCUGCAGAGCCUCAAAAAAGACGCUUCUUUAUUUCACAGGUUUCUGUGCCAUUGAAAGCCCACGAGAAAAAGAAGCUUACUCGAUAUCAAAGACUAAGACAGGUUGAACUGCAGAGAGAGAAAAUGUCUUGGGCUCGUGUCAAGAAACUGAAGUCUGACCAAGCAAAUCAGAUGUUUUCAGAUGUGGACUGGCAAGCACCUUUUUCUGCCAGCUCUCUGUUUUCAUCAAGUCCUGCUCCUGCAACAACUCCUCCUGCAGCCAGUCCAUCAAAAACACCCCCCACAAGUCCUGCCACAGCUACCAAACCUGCUCAACCAAAGGCAGAUGCUCCCAGGGCUGAGACUCCAAAAGCUGAGCCAGCAAAAACGGAAACAACCAAAACUGAACCUACUAAAUCAGAAACUGCUAAAAUUGAACCAGCUAAAACUGAAACUUCCAAAGCUGGACCUGUGAAAGCUGAAACUACCAAAACUGAUCCUCCUGCUGCUGAAAACCGACGAAUUACAAGGCAGAGUAAGGCUCAAGCUUCCAAACCUGGAGCAGCUCCAGAACCUUCAAAAGUGACCAGAUCAGCAUCCAAGAGAACCCUCCCGGCAGUGCCUCCUCCCAUGCCCAACGGACUUAAUGCUCAAAAACCGAAGCUGGAAGUGGAGUACAAGCCUUACCGGCCCAGGCCCAAGUACUCGCCUGAUGAUUUUGAACUAGAUGAUGACCCAUUACCAGUUCAUCCUGCAAAGCCGAGUCAUCUCAUGCAGCCACCUCGACCUAGGCCUCAGUCCAACCCUGCAGCUCAGUCAAAACCCACAACUCCUUUAAAACCCACUGGUUCAUCACCGCUUGCCAACCAGACAAAACUCAAAGCUCAGACCACACCUCCUAGACAGAUCUCAGGUCAGUCAAAGCCAACUGUUGCAGCUCAAGCUCAGAUAAAACCUGCACAAUCAAAACCAACUCAAACAGCGGCCUCUCAGUCAAAGGCUACGACUGCAGCUCCAUCAAAACCUGUUUCUUCAGGCCGCGUUCAGUUAAAGUCUGUUGGCUUGACUACAGAUCAGUCAAAAGCUUCUUUGGCUCCAGGUCAACCCAGACCUGCUGUUUCCACCUCACUCCUGUCAAAGACAGUUGGAGCAAGUGUAACACAGUUGAAACAGUCUGCACCGACAGCAGCGCAGCUGGCUGCUUCCGACACGUGUGCAACAAAGACUGAUGUUGCUUCAGUGCCUCAGAAAUCCACAAAUCUCCCAUUGAAGGAAAAAGACUAUUGCAAGAAUACAGCAUCAAAUCCUGCCUCUUCCCAUCCCGCUGUGGAGAACUCCAAAGUGUCUGAUGACUCACAGAAGUGUGAAGAAAAGCCUGCAGUUUCUGUUGAUCCUUCUCAAGAGAAUAAAUUGGAAACAAUCAAGACAGAGAAGUCAUCAGAAAAGCCUUACCAAGAGCAAGCAGUGAAGCCUCCAGAUGGUGUGACUCCUCUUUCUGAUGCUUGCCUGCAAAAAGAGGUCAAGAAACUAAAGGAGGCUGACAACGAUAGCUCUCAGACUAUUAUUGAUGCAGGACAGAAGCAUUUUGGAGCAGUGGCCUGCAGUGUGUGUGGCAUGCUCUACUCUGCUGCCAACCCUGAGGACGAAUCUCAGCAUUUGCUCUUUCACAACCAGUUCGUCAGUGCUGUCAAAUAUGUGGGAUGGAAAAAAGAGCGGAUACUAGCAGAGUACCCUGAUGGCAAGAUCAUUCUUGUCCUGCCAGAUGAUCCCAAAUAUGCUUUGAAGAAGGUGGAGGAGAUCCGGGAGAUGGUGGACAAUGACCUUGGCUUCCAGCAGGUGGAGUCAAAGUGUCCCUCUCAGACCAAAACCUUCCUCUUCAUCUCCGUUGACAAGAAGGUGGCUGGAUGUCUCAUAGCCGAGCACAUACAAGAGGGGUACAGAGUGAUUGAGGACCCUCUCCCUGAGGGAUCAGAAGGGGAGAAGGUGAUGUUUGAACGUCAGAGAGCUUGGUGCUGCUCCACAACACCAGAGCCAGCCAUCUGCGGCAUCAGCCGCAUCUGGGUUGUCAGCAUGAUGAGACGUCAGGGCAUCGCAUCGCGCAUGCUCGAGUGCCUCAGGAAUAACUUCAUAUACGGUUCCUACCUGAGCAAAGAUGAGAUUGCUUUCUCAGACCCCACUCCCGAUGGAAAACUCUUCGCCACACAUUAUUUUGGCACCUCUCAAUUUUUAGUUUAUAAUUUUGUGAGUGGGACUCGCUCGUCCCAGCCCAAAACCCAUGCAGUAUGAUGGCCUGUGGGAAAGGGGAAAUGGUGGAUUCACAUGAGACGUUCACUGAUGGAUGAAACCCUCUCUCAGUAGUUUCCAACACUGAAUCUUCAUCAUGUGUAAAUAUACAAGCUGUAUAUUACUCUUUGAAGAUAUCACUCAAUGGUAUAAAUCUCAGGAUGAAAACAACGAGGUGUUGAAAAAUGUCAUGAAUUCACCUUUUAAUCCCUGCAUAGUAUUUUGGAAAGAUUAUAGUAUUUUCUUUAUACAGUUUUAACCGAACUAUUGGUUAUAUUAGAAGAAUAGUUUACAUGCAUGACUUGACGGCAAUAGAAACGAAGAGCAUAUCAUGUUUUCAUCAUGCUGAGUUAAACACUUAUUUUAGUUUGUCCUCACUGUUUUAACAUUUUUUAAACCGAGUAACACGGAGGGGCACCUUUGGCAGGGAUGCUGUCAUCAUCUCCAGUUGUGGUUUUAAGGGCAAAACUGCAAAACAAUUUGGAUGAAGACUUGUGGGUUAGGACUGUAGCUUGGGCAUUUAGCAAGUGUUCUAAUUUUUUCUUAGAUCACCUUGCCUGAGAUGUUGUUUUCCAAGCCGAGCCAUUUACUGUACACCUUUUAGCAGGGCAUUGUAGCCUUUACUGUGUGAGCGUUGUAUUUAAACUUCACCGAGUUUGUCUUUUCCUUUGUGCCUGAAUGACUUCAGAUGUUGAUUUGUAUUAUUUUCUUUUGUCAUGUUUUUUCUGAGCAGAAUAUGGCUUUUUGUUCAGUUAGUGUAGAGUCAUCUUCUUAUUCCUUAGUAGUUAAUUAAAAUGUAUAUCAAAUAAUCAUGUAGAUUUACUCAUUGUAUAACAAGAUUUAUAAUGGGAGAUGAGCAAGGCCUUAAGGCUCGAGUUUUAAGUGGUAUCUCAGUGGAUUAACAGCAUCAUUAUAAUCCAUCCCUUAUUUUUCUUCCUCCUUGUUAAGCAGUCGCUUUUAGAGAGAUGUGUUGUGUAAGAGAAAAGAAAUUUGAUUUAUACAAAGCUGUUAUGUAAAUAUUUAUUUAAAUAAACAAUGUAAAACA
Molecule: messenger RNA, 9201 nt
Organism: Melanotaenia boesemani (Boeseman's rainbowfish)
Lineage: Eukaryota; Metazoa; Chordata; Actinopteri; Atheriniformes; Melanotaeniidae
Product: protein MLP1 homolog
Exons: 10
Coding region: 33-8159 (2708 amino acids)
Biological process (GO): mitotic sister chromatid cohesion
Cellular component (GO): chromatin; nucleus
Molecular function (GO): protein-lysine-acetyltransferase activity
Source: RefSeq, a predicted model, not a curated record